AUGACACCAGCGUUACGGGAUAUGACCUAUCGGUGUCGGAUAACUAGAGACAAAAAAGGCGUAGAUCGUGGUAUAUAUCCAACCUAUUAUUUACACCUGGAACAAGACCAAAAAAAUCGAAUUUUUCUCUUAGCGGCACGAAAACGUAAAAAAAGUAAAACUGCCAAUUACUUAAUCUCUGUCGAUCCCACUGAUAUGAGCCGAGUUGGUAAUUCGUUUAUCGCUAAAGUUAGGUCCAAUGCUUUGGGAACACAGUUUACUAUUUAUGAUAAUGGUAAAAAUCCAAAAAAAGACGUAAAAAAUAACGACAAUUUACGACAAGAAUUAGCAGCUGUAGUUUAUGAAGUAAAUUUAAUGGGAUUGAAAGGGCCACGUAAAAUGACGGUGCUUAUUCCAGGAAUUUAUGAUGCUGAAAAUUAUUGCCGUAAACAAAUUCGUCCGACUUCGGAAAAAGAUUCCAUGUUGGAGAAAUGGAAAAGGGGCAAGUGCGAUGAGAUUGUGGUGCUGCAUAAUAAGCGACCCAUUUGGCAUGAAGAUACUCAAAACUUUGUUCUCAAUUUUCAUGGUAGAGUCACUAUGGCCUCAGUAAAAAACUUCCAAAUUAUACAUCCCGAUAAUCCUGAUUACAUUGUCAUGCAAUUUGGAAGAAUUAGUGAUGAGCAGUUUACAAUGGAUUAUCGUUAUCCGUUAUCGGCGGUUCAAGCAUUUGGUAUAACAAUGAGCAGCUUUCACGGAAAAUUGGCAUGCGAAUAA
Molecule: messenger RNA, 753 nt
Organism: Enterobius vermicularis (human pinworm)
Lineage: Eukaryota; Metazoa; Nematoda; Chromadorea; Rhabditida; Oxyuridae
Source: the annotation of a GenBank genome assembly